GUUGAAACUUCAAUGCUUCCUUUAGUUUUUUUUUUCCAGGUUCGCCAGCACCGCACUAAUACUGAUACCAAUAGCUUAGCGGAAAGUGUACUUAAUGUCCGUCGAAGUUCGUUGAUGUAUCAGAUUUUACUUUGAAAAAUCAGAACGAGCCGACCACGUACUAUUCUAACGCAUAGAAAAAGUUGUUGUAUCUACUACGUUGUUGAAAAUAUCUCCUUGGUAUUGUUUCAGUAUUGUUUAUAGGUAUUCUCUUGAAAAAGAAAAAGGCCGAGAUAUUAUUAAGAUCAACAAACGGCUGACAUUUUUUUGUAGAGCUUUGUGCGAUCAUUGGUAUUGUUGUAGCUUCUUGUGUCCCGUACAUCACCUCGACUACCAUUGGUGGUGGGCUCUACAGACGGUAUUGUCGCAGUUUGUCAGAGUUCUUCGCGUAGUAAACGAAGCUCUUGGUCUUGGAUUUUUGGAAUCAGAAGUCUUUCACCAUCGAAGUAGAGCCGCAUAACAAAAGGAAAACAUCAACUCCAGAAAAACAAAAUACUGAAGUUGUAGUCGUUCCUAGAACUGCUGUGGACGAUUAGAUAGAAGAGGACAAACAGAGAGUUGCACUUCUCCGUUCCCUUGUUUCUGGCGCAAGGCAGAACGUCCGAGCACCAAGCAGACCGAGCACUACGGGACUCACCCACCCAGCAAGUACGCGGUACUGCUCGGACGCAACGCUAGUUCCAUGCUGGAAAGCUUCUUCUCAGAUCUAACGACCACAAAGUACUACAAUUUAAACCUCUGUAUUUUUUCAUGAAGAUCCUACCUUAGCAAGCAGAAGAAGAACGACUUCCGUACAGAUUCUACUUGCUUCUACCUAAAACAAUAGCCGUCUCGCAAUCACAGGGUGGAUAUUUAGAACAACCUCAAGAACACAUAGUUAGCUUGGUUAUCUUAUCCUAGCCUAAAUUAGUGUACCGUAGCGCCGCCACCUGGGUUCUUUCCUUCUUGGCCUCAUAGCGAUAUCCUUAUAGCUUCUCACGCAGCCGGAGCCGAAGCCGUGGCUGCUUGCUACUGUGAUAUCCUGUUGUAUACAAUCAACAUUGGCAGCUCUGAGAAGUUUCUCUAAUAGUGGUUGCGUAUGCAAACCAUACCGAAGACGCCAAAAUUAGUAGAAAAAACGUUGCCAAUCGACUACAAUCAGAAUAUAAAAAAAGUUUCGCCGCUGUCCAACUUGUAGCUCGUCAGUGCUCCGCCUUUAGCAGUGACGAUUUUGGGCAACCCAGGAACAAAUAUUCCAAUGUGCCUCGUGGUGAGCAACUAAGAAUAAUAUUCAUCUAUCUUUCAUUUUUGAAAGGCGGGAACAAGAAACAGACGCUUUGUUUCAAACGAAAUUUCUACCCGUGCGUAACUCAAGCGGUUUGCGGUUUUGGCUACUGCUAGAAUAGCUGCAUUCAUACCGUAACCAACAACAACUUUUGUUGCGUCGCUCGGUCCUCACUGCCCACGAUAUCAAGCGGCCGAUCCGGCGGGUGCAGUGGUGGUAGCGACAUCGAUUGACGUGUGCGAAGAAACGACAAUAGAAGGACGCACAGGUGUACAACUAGUCGGGCCACAGAAGAAAUACUACAGCAGCUCCGCUUGUUCCAGCUGUUUGAGGACGUAGACGUGGACCAGCAGCAAUCGUCGGAGAAGUAUUUGACCCAUCCUUCUACAGCGAGACGAGCUUCGGACUUCUCCUAGUUUGUUGAGACCGCGAAAGUGCAGAAUGCCGAUGGAUGUGGAGGCUUCGGCCCUCGCCUUUUUUGUGCGAACCAGUCAGAACCUGAAGAUCCUCACUCUCGGCAAGGCCAGCGUCGCCAACCAGGAGAAGCUGAACCCGAAAGAGCUCGCGAAGCUUCCGCACAUCCCCAAGUCCGCCUCCUGGUCUCCCGAUUCGCAAUGUCUCGCGGUCGGCGAUACCGUCAAGGGCGUGGUGAUCAUCGGUCUCCGAAAGGGCAAGCCAACCGUGCAAAUUCUGCAGGGCAGUUCCACGAACACCCAGCACAUCUGGUGGUCGCCAUCAUCAAAGUAUUUUCACAUUGACUGCUGCCAUUUCUUGCUGUGCUAUGUGUAUGUAAGUAUGCUUACCGCUUCGGCUUCCCACAAAGUAGGAGAAAGCGUUUCUCUAAAAGUGCAAAAAACAACGAAAUUACAGGUUUUUGGUGACUCAAAACCCGCCAGAGAAGGUCGAGAAAGGCGAAACGGCACCACCGAACCUGCUCGUUUGGAACGCAGAAACUCUGAAGAUCGAAGCGCAGUUCAGUGUCCCCAAGGGUGACGGGAGCAGCAAGAAAGCCUGCCCUCUCCUUUGGGCUCCGGAUGAAUCUGUCUGCGCUAGGGUACUAUCAAGAAAUGAUUAUUGCACAAUAUCAUGCACAUUUUUUCGAUUUGAUACAGAGUAUGCAGCUUUGCUUAAUUUUUUGGUAGAUGUUGAGCGUCAAAGAAUAACAAUAAACCAGAAGAUUCUCAAUUUCGCUACACCACAGAUACUUCCGCCGGAGAAAAAUUGUCGGGAGUCCGUCCUUCACCUCCUCCCCGGUCAUGAUUUGAAUGCGACGCCUUUAUUCGAGAUUCGGGAGGAGCGCGCAAAUUUGGUGGCCCAGUGGGCUCCCGCGAGUGCAAAAACCGCGGCCACUCCGAAAAACGCCGGGCUGCAACUCGCCCUGUUUGUGUCUGACGGGCGAAACGAGAUGCAGCGGGUGUCGUCUCCCGCCGAGAUACGGAUAUACGACUGCACGAAGGCUGCCGGGUCGACAAAGCUCGUAUUAUCCAAGCGUGCAGAGUCCGCCAGCGGAGAGUCCGCAGAUCUCCAGUGGAGCGCAAGUGGCGACGCUUUGCUCGCCCUAGUGGAGACCGAAGUAGACGAAACGGGGGUGAGCUACUACGGCUCCACACGUUUGUUACUGCUCCCGAACGACCCAGAUGCAGAAGUCCAGGAGCUCAAUAAAGACGCGGAUGGGAAGUAUCAACUCAACUUGAAAUGCAUUAAUACUUUUAACUACUUGGUACGCUUGGUGAGAUUCUGGUUGUCAUGUACCACUUGAAAGAUGAACACUGGAAGUCAAAGCAAAGUACUGCUGCUGUUGCAACUACGAAAUAAAUCUUGAAUUUUCCUACACAAUCUCAGAUACCAACCCAUUCAAGCGGUGUCCUGGUCGCCGGCAGAAGACCUUUUUGUCCUGAUUCGGGGAUUUCAGCCCGCAAAUGUCAGCUUGUGGAAGUACGACCGGUUAACAAAGCAGGCAAAAUGCCUCACCAUUCUCGCGGACAAGGCGCACAGAAAUAGUGUGAAAUGGAACAAAUUUGGCUCCGUCUGCCUCAUCGGCGGUUUUGGAAACUUAGCGGGGGAGUUGGAUUUCUUUGGAAAAACCGAUACCGACAAACUCGAGAAAAUGGCGACAUCCCAGGCCAACUGCACUGUUUCGGUAGCGUUUUUCUUUCUCACUUCCAAUGUUGGGAAGAUAAUUAUUUUGUGAUGCGAGGCAUUGAUUAUUUCAAUUUUUUUAUCUGUACGUACUUACACGUAGAGUUGUAGACGCUCCCGGAACUACCGGAAGUUCUGCGCAUUCUCGUGUUUCUACAACUAGUGUGUUUUUGGAUUAGCCGACGACAUCAAACAUCAACAGGUCGAAUGGAGUGCGGAUGGCAUACAUAUCAUCACUGCCGUGCUUGCGCCAAGGAUGCGCGUCGGAAAUGGUUUCACAAUUUGGAACUGCUUGACUGGAGCCGGGCGACACACAGAGCCGUUUGAAGAACUUUACGAGGUACAGAGUUUUCAUGCUUUUCUUUUACCUCUGAGCUCUACACGUAAUACUAAUAUGCUAUGAUCUUUUGCUUCUGAGACUGGGACAUGAAUAUCUAGUACCUGUAUUUUUCUUGAUGCGUUGGUUGGAAUAUGGCGCACAUUUACGAUAUCCCCACUCUUCAUCUGCAUGUUCACCUCAGGUCGGCAUCCGUCCGCACGACUGCAAGGGGAGCCACUUCGAAGGACCGCAGAGGCAGGACAUCAAGAAGGCAGCUGCUGCGUGUUCAAAGACUACAGAAGAAAAGCCCAAAAAGGCCGUAUCCUAUGUAAAAACAUCCCCACCCCAGUGUUGUCAUGCAGAUUUGCAAGCACAAGAGCAUUUGUAAUGCGCAUCCCCAUGAGAGGCAUUGCCCAUCGUGUUUUGCAACUUGUAAUGCUGUAAACAGGAUAAGGAGACGGAUUUCUUAUGCUGCUUCCCUUGCUAAACUGCACUACAGUACAGCCUGCAACUUGUCAUGCGUGACUCGGAAAAGGUCUAGGUUUGUGUUGCAAAAUCCCCAUCUUGACUCUGGGGUGGGGACGUUUUUACACGGGAUAGGCCGCGUACCGACCGCCCCAUGCACGGGGCGAGCCGGCGAAUAACAGUAUCAAGGCUUUCAUGCUUGGGCAGACCGGAGACGCGAGUUUAUCAAAAGUAAAAAUGUCUGGGUCUGGAAACUUGUGAUGCUGGGUGGCGUCUCAUGAUGAGGCUACAGAUGCUGGCUCAGCAUGACACGUUUCUGAGCUCCUAGGUGUUGCCUAUUCCGCAUGACAAACUGCGCUUCUGCAUCACAGAAAAGCGGAGCUCUUGGGUAACGUGCAUGACAGAUAGAAGAGUCAUGCCAGACAAGCAUGACAAACAUGAAUUCUUCCAGACCCAGACAUUUUUGCAUUUGAUAGAGUUCCCCGAGGAGCAAUAGUCCCGACAAGAAGAGCCCUGACGGCAAGAAGGCACUGCUCGCAGCAAGUGGCGCGAAGGCGGGCAAUAUUAAAGACGCGGCGAAGCAGGAGCAGGACGGUAGCAGCGGGGGCGCCACCGGCGUCGCUAGUGGCAAGGAGGAGUCGGGUAACUCGAGUAGUGAGCCCAGUGGGCGUACUGACAAGGCAUGGAUUCGAGGACAGGCCGUUCCAAGCGGAAAGAAAAAGGAGGAGAAGGCCAACAAGACUGGUGCAGGAGAUUCUGCAACCACUUCAACAUCAGCAGAGCAGCCGGCAAAUGGUGGCGCUGACGGUAUUCGGUUGCUCUUGUUUUAUUGGGCUAGGAGCGCUCGUCCUUUUUGUUGUGUCGCAAAGUGUAUAAGCUCAUCUCUACCACCACCUGACUUGAUGAAAAUGUACACAAUGAAUGUUCCACAAAUUUCUACAGUUCCUCCGGCAAGAAGGUCACAGAACGGAGUGGAUCCGGAGAAGACGCCUUCGAACUCCAGACCACAGAGCGACGACGAAAGGGGCGAUAGGUACUUUGAUUUCGAGACCGUGAUUUUUUAUUGGCUCUGACCGCGCGAUUGCUCUCUGUUGAGGUAGAUACUAGUCAAAUUGGGCUCUACAUUCGUGAUGUAACAUGGUUUUGAGCUUCACGGCCGCGUGCACACGAAUCGAUUGGAAGAAGAUUUGGAAAAUACGAAAAAUGAACAGCAAACUGCAGAACAAAGCGGGCGCAAAGGGUUUUUCGGGUGCCGAAACAGCAAAUGGAAAGCCCGGGCAACCGGCCACCUCCUCUUCGUCAAGUAAGGGAGGUGCCUUGGCAGCAACCGAGAAUGGCGGGAAGCAGCAGAAUAGCAGUACCGGCCUGCCACCACCACCCUCGCACCAGCCGCCAACCACAGCGGCGAUGGCCCAGCAGCAGGCAGCGAACGAUCCAAAGAAUUCGAGCAUACCAUUGCGCACAGUGGGCGCGGGUGGUCCACCAACGGCGCAGCCCCCCGGAGCAUCGAAAGGACCCCCAGGUGCGCCGCCGAGCCAGUUUGCACCGAACGCUCGAGGCCCGCCACCAACCAUGAACGGGCCCUACCCGGGCAUGCCGGGUGGCCCCCCGAUGAAGGGCUAUCCCAACUACCCCGGCGCGCCGCCGCCUUCCUACCCACACGGUAUGAUCCCGGGCCCGCCGCCAGGACCCCCGUACAACGGCUACGGCGCGGGAGCGCCGGGUUACCCGGGAGCGGGCGGCGUUCCCCCCGGACAGUAUCCACCCCACUUCGCGCACCACCCGGGCGCCCCGCCGUUCCCGCAUCACCCACCAAACAUGGGACACUACGGAAUGCCGAACGGCGGAAAGGACGCCGGGAAAGGCGGGCCGGGCCCUCUGCGGGACAACCGACCCUGUCCGACCAACGGAUGGCAGUAUGUGGACCCGAAAGGAAACGUGCAAGGGCCCUUCGAACUCGAGGAAAUGCUGCAGUGGCACCAGCUAGGGUAUUUAGCAAUUGAUUAUCUAACUUCACUCCGCUUUUGCCUCGUGCCAUGUUUGUCGGAAUCGAUUUCGCUUUUCCGAUGCUGUUGCAGCAGCUGCUGUCAAUGCGUAUUGCUUUGACUCAUACAUCUAUGAGGUAGGUCUCUCAAGCUACUAUAUCUUUCUAGUAAAUUUUCAUUUUGACUUUCAGAUACUUCAAGCCGGAACUGAAGAUGCGGUUUACGGAUGACAUGGAGUUCCUCCCUUUCUCAGUGCUAUGGAAACAUCCGGCGGAGCCCUUUGAAUCCUUUCCAAACGUACCGGCGUCGAGCUAUCGGAGAUAA
Messenger RNA from Amoebophrya sp. A120, 6535 nucleotides. NCBI's taxonomy places the organism in Eukaryota, Dinophyceae, Syndiniales, Amoebophryaceae. The record is from the annotation of a GenBank genome assembly.